Molecule: messenger RNA, 1242 nt
Organism: Corvus hawaiiensis (hawaiian crow)
Lineage: Eukaryota; Metazoa; Chordata; Aves; Passeriformes; Corvidae
Gene: SKA1
Product: spindle and kinetochore associated complex subunit 1
Exons: 7
Coding region: 290-1063 (257 amino acids)
Biological process (GO): regulation of microtubule polymerization or depolymerization; cell division; mitotic cell cycle
Cellular component (GO): spindle microtubule; outer kinetochore; mitotic spindle
Molecular function (GO): microtubule binding
Source: RefSeq, a predicted model, not a curated record
GCCCUCCCCAACGCCCGCCUGAGCGCGGCGGAUUCAAACGGGGCUCGAACGGGGCCGCGGGAGCCGCGUCCUCCUCCCCCGGCCGAGCUUUCUCCUCCCCGGCCGAGCGGCUCCGGCCCCCGCGGCUGAGGGAGUGGGACCGGGACCGGGAUACACUGGCGCUGCGUCCGGUAAAACCUGAGGAGAGACGGGCGCUGCCGCCGCGCGCAGCGGGUGACCUCGGUCCCCUCAGGGUAUCCCGAUCCGCCUCGGGGCGUGCUGGUUCCACGCAGGUAGGGCAGGCGGUGUGAUGAUGGAGGACAUGGCAUCCUCAGACCUGGAACAUUUAUGCUUCCACAUCAAUGCGAAGAUUUCAAGUAUUAAAAAGUGUAUCCUAUUGAGGAACAUAGGUGAAGAUGAACGCCGCAAAGCUGCCCUCCAUAAAAUAGGGAAUGAGGUGAUCCUUAUACAUGAACUCCUGAAUCAAAUGGAAACUGAAGUUAAACAGCAAGAAAAACUGAAGGAUUUGCUAAAAGAGAUGCAGAAGACUGCUGAGAGAGAUCAAAAUGAAGCACAGCACCUCCUUGAACACAUUCCACCCUAUCUGCCCAAACCAACUCAGAGCUGCAUCACGGUGCCGACUGGGAAACAAGAAGAGCAAGCAAAGGCCAGAGAACCUGAAUGUGCAAAGAAACCUGCAAAAGAUACCAAACUCGUUAAAGAAGCAGCAUUAAUAACCAUGGAGGAGUUUGAAAGUGUUCCUGCGUAUAUGAAAGGCCGUCUCACAUAUGAUCAGAUCAAUGCAGUUGUUCAAGAGAUGAACAAGGCUGUGGUGGCCAAGUACAAGAUCUUGUAUCAGCCUUUGAAAUCUAUGAGUGUACCAGUCAGGAAUCUCUACGACAGGUUCAUGGAAGAAGAAACUAAGGAUACAAGAGGACUAUUUUUUAUUGUGGAGGCUGAUAUCAAGGAGUUCACUCAGCUGAAAUUGGAUAAGCGUUUCCACAGCAUCCUCAACAUCCUGAGGCACUGCCAGAGAGUGAGAGAGGUCCGCGGCUCAAGGCUCGUCCGCUACGUCAUCUGCUAACGAGCUCCUCGUGUCUGCCUGCCCAGGAGAGAGAUCUGCCACCUGUGUUCUUGUCUCAAAGGCAGCAGUGAGGGCCAGGGAGUGGUUUUCAGGCAUCUACCCUAAAUUAGGAGUGGCGUUGAAGUAUUUGAGUUUUGUUUUGAGAAGUUAUGGGGAACUACUGUUUUUUGGUAAAUUAC